CUUUUGUGCAAGACAAUAAAAGCCCACAAAGCAACAUAAUAUUACAGCAAUAAUGUUCAAAUACCUCGCUCUCGCCUUUGUGACGCUUUUAGCCGCGGCUGCUGCCAAACCCAGCAUUAUCACACCUUUCUCCACCUACUCGACAUCGCUGUUGGCUUCACCGUUCGCCCCAGUCUACACUUCACCUUAUGCCGCCUACGCUACGUCUCCUUAUUAUUCCCCGCACGCAGCGUACUCGCCUUACUACUCCGCCUACUCCUCUUAUCCGGCAUAUGGUUCAUUGUUGUAUGGGAAAUGAACUGCGAACAUGAUUAAUUCAACUAUAAAAAAAUGUGUUUAUUCAGUGUUAUUUUGCUUUGUUUUACAUUCAUGCAUUGAACGAAUAAAUUUCUCUCAGAAAUAGUAAA
Molecule: messenger RNA, 407 nt
Organism: Ceratitis capitata (Mediterranean fruit fly)
Lineage: Eukaryota; Metazoa; Arthropoda; Insecta; Diptera; Tephritidae
Exons: 2
Coding region: 53-298 (81 amino acids)
Source: RefSeq, a predicted model, not a curated record